This is a messenger RNA of Amphiprion ocellaris (clown anemonefish), 972 nucleotides long. Its product is annotated as A-kinase anchor protein 9-like. The transcript is spliced from 4 exons. Gene Ontology annotation, molecular function: molecular adaptor activity. Bases 62 to 484 code for a protein of 140 amino acids. Gene Ontology annotation, biological process: signal transduction. The record is from RefSeq and is a predicted model, not a curated record. Lineage: Eukaryota; Metazoa; Chordata; Actinopteri; Pomacentridae.
CUGUGACAGAGAAAACAGAAAAAACAGAGUUUAUAAAACUGGUUGUUUUUGUUCUUCCAGAAUGCGUUUCCUUGUGAAGCGAUGGCACAAAGCGACAGGGAUGAGCUCCACAACCUCCUGCAGCAUCAACAAGAACGGAACAGGACAGACUUUAGGUUCAGAGGUGAGGGACUCGCUGUAUCUUCAUCCAGGCAAUGUGGAGAUGUACAGAGAAAGAGGGAGUGCAGGAGGAGGAGGAGGAAUCUCCAGCAGCAGAGGAAGAAGUGGACGUGAAUCCCCGCGAUCGGCCGCCUCCUCCAUACAUCCCAGGUAUCAUCUGGCCGGAGACCACGGACCUCUCACCUGUUCCCACCUGCAGAGCUACGAUCCCGACCGGGCGCUCACCGACUACAUCUCCAGACUGGAGGCUCUGCAGAGGAGGCUGGGCAGCGUCACAUCAGGUGCUUCUUCGUAUGCUCAAUUGCACUUUGGCUUGAGAAGAUAAAUGCUGACAAGUUAAACUUUGGCUUGAAGAAACUCAGUUGCCUUUUCUUGUGCUGAGCGCUCUGCUGUUUUCUAUCAUACUGGUGUGGACUGUAUCUUCCCAUGUGGACCAAAACACAUUUUUUUAUUAGUGUACGACAUUGUAUCAGGCUUUUUGUCGCCAGCACUUGAAAAACAGCUAUGUUUGUAAUUUAAUCUGCCUCUUUGUUGUGGAUGAUCUACAAUCAUGUAUAUUUGUCUGAUGCUAAUUUAAGACUUUGUGAUUAAUUUAUAUGUUUGUGUUGUAUGGGUGGAGCGUUCUGUAGAGAAUGUUUGGGUUUACUGUUAAGGAGGCUGCUACUGGAUAUCCUACACUACACUGUGUUUUGUUUAGGCUGGACAGACUACAGAGGACAUUUGUAGAGAACGUAUUUUUGUAAAGCGUAGGAGCUUUGAAUUUUCUGGGUAUUUUGUCAAAAACUGAAAUAAAGAGGACUACAUUAUAUGAAA